AUGGAUAACCGAUUAGAGAGAAACGUGAACAAACUUAUAGAUCGAUACAAAAAAACGACAUAAUAGAUUGAUUAAAUUAUGCAAUAUGAACCAACUCCUCAGUAGCCUGCAACCUAUUAUACUGGAAGAUCUAGACCAAGUAGGAUUAAAGAUGAUGAUGAGGAUUCUUCGAAAGAAAGACGUAGAUAAAGCGGUUCUUUAGAGUAGAUUAGCAGAUUGCGAGAUACAUUGAAUGCAAAGGAGCUACAAGAAAAGGAAAAAUAUGAAAGGAUUAGAAUAUUAAACCAGGAAUUAAAAAUUACCUUAAAGGACUAUAUGAAUAUCAACAAAGAAUUAGAAAAUAAGUUAUAGAUUAAAGAAAAAUAAAUUAAAGCUUUAGAAUCUGAAAAUAGAUUAUUUCAAGAUCAAUUAAAUAGGGGCGACUACAUCACUAAAGAGGUUAAAGUUAAAGUGGACAGUCAAGAAAAAUAUCUAGAAGAAUUGUAAUAGCAAAAUCAUGUUCUUCGAUAAAAAUUGCAAGUUAAAAAAUAAAAAUUAGCCUCAUUGAGAGAUUAAUUGAAAUAAGGAGAAACAGUAUUUGAAUAGUAAGGAUAAAGUUUCGGUAAAGAACUUGAAAGAGUAUAAUAGUUAUGUGAAGAAUUUUCAAAUGAAAUAAAGAAUUAAGAAUAAUAAAAUAGAGGAUUGGAAGUAGAAUUAGAGCAAUCUAAAAAUGAUUUAGCCCAUAAAAUGAGCAGAUUAGAUAUUUUGAAUAAUUAUGACCAAUAACAAUAAAUUGAGGGUUUGAAUCAACAGCUAAAUUAUUUAAAAUCUUAAUUAGAUCAAGCUAAUGAAAAAUAAGAAGUCACUUAAGUUUAACUUGCAAAAGCUGAAAAAAAUUAAUAACGCUUAUUAUAAAAUUAAGAAGUAGAGAUUGAAAAAAGAUUAUCUCAGCAAAGCAAUCUUUUAGAAAAAAAAAAAUAAAAAAUUAUUGAAUAAAAGGCUUUAAUAGACAAUUUACAUACAAGAAUCUAAGACUUUUAAAGAUUAUUAGAAAAUGAAGAGAAAAAUAGUAUUGUGUAUUAGAAAGAUUUAAAACAAAUACAAGAUAUUAAUAGUGAAAUGAACACUUUAAUUGAAAAUUUAUAAGUUAAAUUAGUGAGUGCAGAAAAUAAAAUCUAAGAUUUAACGUAAGAGCUCUCUGAUCAAAAAUCUGUUUUACAAUAAAAAAAGUUAAAAGCUGAAGAGCUUGAACUUAUGACAAGAUAAGAUUUUCGAACUAUUGAAUAAUUUAAACAUUAAGUUCUAAGUUUAUAAGAAUAGUUAAGAAUGUUUUAAUAAUAAUGUAGAGAUCUAGAGAAUAUGUUACAAUUAAGAUAGCAUGAAAAUGAUUUAACUAUGGAUGAAAUUGAAAUUAAGAUUGAUCAUCUAGUAAAAUCAUUGUCUUCCUCUAAAGAAGAAAUCAUAUAAUUUAAAACAAGGGAAAAUGAAUAUAAGUAAAAAAUAAAGCAUUAAGAUGAGGAAAUAAUUAAAUUAACACAAAAAUCUUCUAAAUAUAAACAAUAAAUAGAAUAAAGUCAAUACACAGUAAAAUAAAUAGAAGAAAAAGUUAAGAUAUAUGAAAAUGAAAGAUCGGUUAAAUAAAAAUAAGAUUUUUAAAUUAAAUAAGAUCAAGUUACAACACAAAAUAAAUUAAGAGUCUUAGAUGAUAUUCAUUCUUUAGUAAAAAUGCAUAAAAGAAUUUGA
Messenger RNA from Paramecium tetraurelia, 1722 nucleotides. RefSeq lists its product as uncharacterized. The transcript has 7 exons. The record is from RefSeq and is a predicted model, not a curated record. NCBI's taxonomy places the organism in Eukaryota, Ciliophora, Oligohymenophorea, Peniculida, Parameciidae.